UUUGACAUCUAAAUGGGUGUCCAGCAGCUUCUCUCUGCAGUUUUUUAUUUGUUUGAAUGCAAAUCUAAAUUCAACCAAGCAAAAAUUGGUAUUUCAUUUUUUUUUUUUUGGGGGGCUAAAGUUGGGUAUAGAUAAAUCUAGUAUUGUUUUUGUUUCUUAAUUGGGCUUCCAAAGAUAUGGCAGCAGCAUUUGUUGCAGGGAAUGUUGUGGGGGCAGCAUUUGGAGAGGGAUUUGCUAUUUUGCAUGACACAGUUAAGAAUGUUGUAGGCCAAGCCAUUGUGUUCAAAUCCAAUCUUGAAGACUUAAAAUCCACGCUAGAUGGUGUAGCACCAGUGGUCCGAGAAAUAAAAGAAUUAAGCCUAGCUCUUAACCGCCCAGAAACGGACACAAAGGUCUUGAUCGAACAAAUGGACAAGGGCACGAAGCUGGUUCUCAAGUGCUCCAAAAUCAAGCGUUGGAGUUGGAACUACUGUUUUAGAGCCUACUAUUAUGCAGGCAAACUUAAGGAGUUGAACGAUGCCAUUGAAAAGUUCUGCCGGGUUAAUUUGAUAGUACAGAACACAAGGACUGGGUUGGAGACUUUGACCAAGCUGAACCUUGUUUUGGACGUGAGGAAGAAAUAUGGAGUAGGAUCACUGUCUUGUGCGGUGCCUAGACCCCGGGAUUUUAUCGUUGGGUUUGAUUUGCAUUUGAAGGAGUUGAAGACGACGCUGUUUAAGAAAGAGGUGUCUCUGCUUCUAUUGGCUGCUCCUGCAGGUUGCGGAAAGACCACAUUGGUGGGAAUGCUUUGUUGGGACCCGGAGAUUAAAGGCAAAUUUGUGGACAAUAUAUUUUUUGUCAACGUUUCAAAAAAUCCCAACCUGAAGGUCAUUGUACAAAAACUAUUUAGCCAUAAGAGUGAUGAGCGGCUUGAGUUUCUAAGUGAUGAAGAUGCAAUCAACCAGCUGGAACACUUGUUCAAUCAAAUUGGACCAACUCCUAUAUUGUUGAUCUUGGAUGAUGUCUGGCCUGGAUCAGAAUCCCUUAUUGAGAAGUUCAAAUUUGAUAUUCCAGAUUACAAGAUUAUGGUGACUUCAAGAACUGCAUUUCCCAGAUUUAACUCAAAGUAUAACUUAGAGCCAUUAGAUCAUGAAGAUGCAAUGAGUCUUUUUCGUCACCACUCAGCAUACUUGCAAGAUGAAAGCUCUUACAUUCCAGAAGAAUAUAUUGAAAAGAUAGUAAGAAGCUGUGGGGGGUUUCCAAUAGCUCUUGAAGUGAUUGGUGGUUUAUUCCGUGGGCGGCCUGCUGAGUUUUGGCGCAGUACAGUAAUGAAAUGGUCUGAUGAUCAUUCUAUUUUUGACUCUGAUACUGAGGUGCUGCUUGCUUGUCUCCAAAAAAGCCUAGAAUUUUCUACUGACAAGGUCAUCAUCAAAGAGUAUUUCAUGGAUCUAGCUUCAUUUCCCGAAGACCUAAUGAUCCCUGCUACUGCCCUCAUUGAUAUGUGGACAGAAUUAUAUGAACCAAACAAGGAUGAUGUCUAUGCUAUUGCCAAUUUGCAUGAACUCACAACUCGAAAUUUGGUUAGUCGUGUAAUGACAAGGAAAAAUGCAAGUGAGGUUGACAAUUAUUACAAUGAAGACUUUGUCAAACAACAUAAUCUUCUUAGAGACCUAGCUAUCCAUAUGAGCAGCAGGGAUUCAAUAAUAGAAAGGAAAAGACUGAUUGUGGACAUAGGUGGAAACAAUCUGCUAGAGUGGUGGAUGGAACAAAAGCAACAACUCAUAAAUGCACGCUUAUUAUCUAUAUCAACUGAUGAAUUAUUUUCGUCGAGUUGGUGCAACAUUCUAGCACCCGAUGUUGAGGUUUUAGUUCUGAAUUUUCAAACAAGGAGUUACACCUUACCUGACUUUGUGGAGAAAAUGGUUAGAAUCAAGGUUAUAAUUGUCACAAAUUAUGGUUUCUUUCAUGCUGAAUUAAAUAAUUUCCAAUUGCUCAAGUCCCUCCCCAAUCUAAAGAGAAUUAGAUUAGAAAAGAUUUCAAUUCCUUCCUUUUGCAACACCCCUGUACCGUUGAGGAGUUUGAAAAAAUUAUCCUUAUUUAUGUGUAAUAUUGGUCAAGCUUUUGGGAAUUCUACUUUAAAAGUUUCAGAUUCAUUGCCAAAUCUCAUGGAGAUAAACAUUGACUAUUGCAAUGAUUUGUUAGAAUUGCCUGCAUGGUUGCAUGAGGUUCUCCACCUAAGAAAACUCAGCAUCAGCAAUUGUCAUAAGCUGUCUGCAUUGCCUGAAGGAAUUGGAGAGUUGGUGAAUCUAGAAGUACUGAGGCUUAGAUCCUGUACCGAGUUAUCAGAGUUGCCAGAGUCAAUUAGAAGUCUUCAUAAGUUAAGCCUUCUUGACAUGUCCGAUUGCCUAGGCAUUAUCAAGUUGCCAAAACACAUUGGUGAUUUGCAUAAUUUAAAAGAGCUACACAUGAUAGGGUGCUUGAGAUUGCAUAAUCAGUUACCACUAUCAACAAUAGAUCUCAAGCAAUUGAAGCUUGUGGUAUGUGACGAAGAGAGGGCCAAGUUAUGGGAGCCUAUCAAGGAAUUCCUCUCCGAUCUAAAAGUAAUGGUAGUUAAGGAAGAUAUCAACUUGAAUUGGCUUCCCAAUUCAUGAAUUCUGAUAAUUGUUUCUUCUUGGAAAAUUUUGUAGAUUUUAUUAUCUUAGAUUUUUCUCUUCUAUUCUUUGUUCCUUUUUCAUUUUUCUUCAGUAAAUAUCACGAAAUAAGUGGCUUAGUACACUAGACAAAGGAAUAUUUUUUGCAGAGUUGCAAUUGCAGAUAUGAUGAUUUAUCCCUAAAAAGUAUUGGGAA
Molecule: messenger RNA, 2826 nt
Organism: Quercus lobata
Lineage: Eukaryota; Viridiplantae; Streptophyta; Magnoliopsida; Fagales; Fagaceae
Product: probable disease resistance protein At5g66910
Exons: 5
Coding region: 177-2630 (817 amino acids)
Molecular function (GO): ADP binding
Source: RefSeq, a predicted model, not a curated record